Molecule: messenger RNA, 520 nt
Organism: Arachis ipaensis
Lineage: Eukaryota; Viridiplantae; Streptophyta; Magnoliopsida; Fabales; Fabaceae
Source: RefSeq, a predicted model, not a curated record
AUGGCAUUUCUUACAGCCAUUGCUACCUCACAGUCUGUGUCGUCACGGUGCUUGGUCUCCCUCUUCUCUUCGUCUACGUUCUCAGUAUUCAUCAUUUUCUUUCUUUUUUUCUUGCAACAGGAUUUAGGUGGAAGACUAUUGAUUGUUAACAAGGCUUUUCCAGGAGGAGAGCGACCUGAAUGCCCACCCCGUUCAUUCGAACAGGCUUUUAGAAUCUAUGUUGGUAACUUGUCUUGGGAUGUUGACAAUGGUUGCCUAGAGCAGAUUUUCAGCGAAUACGGUAAGGUUGUGAAUGCCCGCGCAGCAUAUGACAGAAAGAUUGAACAAUCAUGCGGCUUUGGUUUUGUCACAAUAACCGAUGAUAUUGAAAUGAACGACGCAAUUGCUGCUCUUGAUGGCCAGAGUUUGGAUGGAAGGGAAAUAAGAGUGAAUGUUGCUGAGGACAUACCCAAACGCUCUUUUUGAGUAUUAGCUCAUGUAAUCAACAACCAUGGCAGCAACUGGAGUUUUUUGUUUUAUA